AGUUUGAAUUUUGAAAGAAGAAGAAUUUAAAUAACCAUUGUUUGGAAUACUGAUAAUAUACUACACAUGAAGUUUGCAUACUGGUGAAUCAAUAUUUUUGGAUAUAUAUUUUGCAAUGAUGUAUAUUCUGUGUUUGCUUUAGCAUAAGGACGAUGAAAUUCGACGCAGAAAAGGAAAACAAAAAGCGUAACAGUCGCCCUCUGAAGGAACGCAAGCGGAGAGCCCGGAUCAACAAGGCGUUACUUCAACUUAAAGCCAUCCUGCUGCAGGCUGUGAAUCCUGAGUCUCUGUACAUGUCCAAGCUGGAGAAGGCCGACCUACUGGAGCUUGCUCAGGACUACAUCCGGCACCUCAAUUCGGGUACGAACGAUUCAGUAGCACACGCCAUACCAGACAUAUAUACAAUCCGAGAAGUACUGACGUCAAGCGGUGCGCUUGCAAGGGGUAAAAAUGGCGUCAACGGUGCUGAAGAUCGUGGACUCGACGGGAAUGCAAUUUCCGUGGUGCCAUUGGUUGAUGAUGCAAGCACGUGCACUCCAAGUUCGCCAGGGCAUACUUUGCUUAAAAGGUCAGCAUUUGACGCAUCGGCGAAGCAUUUGGUGCCUCUAAGGAACGUUAUUAACCUUACUGGACACACAAGCAACGUGUUAAAGAGAUCGACGGACAUUCAAACAAGCCAUGAAGUGGCGCGCAUUCAUUGCUCGUCGAAAGAACUUGCAAGAAGCGAGGAAACGCGGUCAAAUAUUGGUGUCAAAUGGAAAGUGUUCGACAGUAGCAACGCUGAGGUGUCAACAUACAGUCUGGGAUUCAACGAUUGUGUCGCCGAGAUCGCUUGUUAUCUGGACAGUCUAGAAGAUGACAAAACAAGGAACGCUUUAAACGUUAGAGUCAUGGAGCAUCUGGCAAGUUUCGCAGCUUCCAAAGCCUGCGGCAAGAGGUCCGGCGAAACGGCUGAAAACAGAACAGAUGCAACAGUUGCUACGAGUUUUCAUGUACCGAGACAAACUUUUGAUAACGAAAGUCGAUGGUGUAUUUCUGCUACAGACUCGUCAUUUGGCUGUUCGGUAGCUGACGAUAACGCAUCAGUUGACAAACAUGAGUUUGAAGCAACUGUGUCAAAUGCAGAUCAGGAAAGCAAUAAACUCGAGGCUAAUGCAUCUAAAAACCUUGAAGAUUUGACGAUAAACGAGAACGCUGCUGAUCAAAUAAAACUGCCGUCAUUUGAAACACUUGCGUGUAGAAUAACAGACAAACGAAGAUCAAAGUCCGUUGGUGAGCAUUUUGAGUCACAUUCAACCAAUGAACUCCACUAUUUGCAUUCGCUAGUAGCACAGUCAAAGCCGUGGCUAGAAAAUGAAAGGAGCGAGACCGUAGCUUGGAAGCUGGAAAUGGCAACUAAUUGCGAAUUAGCAUGUUGUGACAAAGGGAUUGGUGCCUCUAAUAGAUUUUUGCGGACCACGGACGAAUUAAAAGAAAGGGAUUGUACGUUACCCGAGUCGAUAGCGCUGUUACACGAUGCACCUAAAGCAUGCAUGGGACAAACUAAAAAACACGACCGCAACACUGGACAUAUUUUGGCUUACUCUACAUUCUCGACGUCUAAUGAACAACUCGAAAUGACGCGGACCGACACACAACCUAGGGCAUCACCCAAAAGAAUGACAAAUAAGAUCAAGCAAAGUGCUUGUAGCAAACUCAACUUGCCCGAUUCGUCAAAAGUAAGGUCGUCACUUGGGUACAGAGAUAAAUUGGCAUUUGACACACCUACAGAUUACACGUCGAAAAGGACUCCUGAUGAGGAUAAACGGCAACCGGACUGCACAAAGAAUAGAAAACAAGAAACAUAUGAGGUAUUACAAUCUAAUUUCGGAAACGCACCAAAAGACAAAGCAAAUAUAACGACGGAUGCAUUCGAUAUGAACACCUUCGUAGGAGCAACUCCUACAACGUCUAAAAUGGUUCCACUCGAGAGACAACCAAUCAGAAAGCGUCUUGCAGCUCGAUUCGGAUCAUCUUGUGACCAAUCAAAUAUCUCGACUGGGCACCGACAGAAUGAAUCCGAACAAAAUGGCGACCGAAAGACUUCGAAUGCCGAAUCAGGGAAGAUGAACGGGAAACGCCGCGACAUACACCAGAAGGCGAUUGAAACAGGAACCACCAACAAAGCGCCAUUGAUUAAUCAACGAGACGAUGUAGCUGAAAACUCGAUGAAUUUAGACAAAUGGUACAUGGACUUCACUGCAAAGAAUUCGGCUAUGGAAAGAAUGGUUCUGCAAACAACCAGCGCUCUCUCAAACAGACCGAUAUACGGUAGAACGAAUGACUACGGACCGCAAAAUAAACGUAACGGUAGCAAAACUAGUUGCGGCGAAACCAAACGUUCUGAACCAAGGUCAAACGUUUCGAACAAUACUGUGAACACAAUUGGUUAUGACAACGACAAUUUGUAUGAUUUGUUUAAUACUAAUGACAAAAUGUGGCGUCCGUGGUAAAAACUGUUGUUCUAAUUGUGGUAAUAAAGCAUACACAAAACACA
Molecule: messenger RNA, 2536 nt
Organism: Dreissena polymorpha
Lineage: Eukaryota; Metazoa; Mollusca; Bivalvia; Myida; Dreissenidae
Exons: 3
Coding region: 153-2492 (779 amino acids)
Biological process (GO): regulation of transcription by RNA polymerase II; regulation of neurogenesis; anterior/posterior pattern specification
Cellular component (GO): nucleus
Molecular function (GO): protein dimerization activity; RNA polymerase II cis-regulatory region sequence-specific DNA binding; DNA-binding transcription factor activity, RNA polymerase II-specific
Source: RefSeq, a predicted model, not a curated record